Molecule: messenger RNA, 2085 nt
Organism: Sinocyclocheilus grahami
Lineage: Eukaryota; Metazoa; Chordata; Actinopteri; Cypriniformes; Cyprinidae
Product: WD repeat-containing protein 7
Exons: 12
Cellular component (GO): cytoplasm
Source: RefSeq, a predicted model, not a curated record
GAGCACUGGACCGCUGUGUGAUGGGUAUAACGGCAGUGGAGAUUCUGAACGCGUGUGACGAGGUGGUUCCCGCCGCUCUGGACUCCCUCAAUCACCCCGCGGUGAACCUGAAGCAGGCCAUGACCCGCCGCAGUCUGGCUGCGCUCAAGAACAUGGCCCAACACAAGCUGCAGACGCUCGCCACCAACCUGCUCGCGGCCGACAACGCCGACAAGGUGAGACGAGCACUGGACCGCUGUGUGAUGGGUAUAACGGCAGUGGAGAUUCUGAACGCGUGUGACGAGGUGGUUCCCGCCGCUCUGGACUCCCUCAAUCACCCCGCGGUGAACCUGAAGCAGGCCAUGACCCGCCGCAGUCUGGCUGCGCUCAAGAACAUGGCCCAACACAAGCUGCAGACGCUCGCCACCAACCUGCUCGCGGCCGACAACGCCGACAAGGGAAACCUUCCCAAAUACUCGCACAACUCUCUGGUGGUGCAGGCCAUGAAGACCAACGUGACGGAUCCGGACAUGCAUGUGCUGUUCUUCGACGUGGAGGCCGUGAUCAUCCAGUUACUGACGGAGGAGGCGCAGCGGCCCAAUCCCACCCUCAUCUCGCCAGAGACGCUGCAGAAAGCGCAGGGCGGAGCCGACAAGGGCGGGUCCUUCCUAGCCAAUAAGAUCUUCAAACAGGUGAAGGAGACCAUUAAAGAAAACAUCAAGGAGCACCUGCUGGAUGAAGACGAGGAAGAGGAGGAGGAGCAGCGGCGGCGCGAGGAGAAGUCCAAGUCUCUGAGUCUGCUGGAGUACAAUCUGACCAUGGACACGGCCAAGCUCUUCAUGUCCUGCCUGCACGCCUGGGGUCUGAACGGAGAGCUGGACGAGGUGUGUCUGACCCGGCUGGGCAUGCUCCGCCCGCACACGCCCGUCUCCUUCGGCCUGAUCUCCCGCGGAGGACACAUGUCGCUCAUGCUGCCCACCUUCAAAGACUCGCUGCUCCGGCAGCUGGCCGAAGGAUGCGCCGAGGGCCGCAAGCUCUCCGUCUCCGAGAUCGUGGGCAAAGGCACGUAUGGCGUCUCCAGAGCCGUGACCACGCAACACCUGCUCUCCGUCAUCUCGCUGGCCAACACGCUGAUGGGCAUGACCAACGCCACCUUCAUCGGGGAGCACAUGAAGAAAGCGCCAGCCAGGCCCCCAAGACCAGGAACCCCUGAGACCCUGAGAAAAAGCACCCCACAGGCCUCCAGCCCGGCCCUGCAAGCUCAGAUCAAACAAGCUGCGAUCGCUGCUCCGUCUUCUGGUUCAGGAGUGUCUCUCUCUCCCUCAGUCAAUGAAGGUUGGAGUCAGCUGGCUGCCAUGCAUUGUGUCAUGCUUCCGGAUCUUCUGGGUUUGGAUAAGUUCAGGCCUCCUCUGUUGGAGAUGUUGGCUCGCAGAUGGCAGGACCGCUGCCUGGAGGUUCGAGAGGCGGCCCAGGCGCUGCUGUUGGCUGAACUGCGGCGGAUCGGUCAGUCGGGCCGGAAGGACACUAUUGACAUGUGGGCGCCGUAUCUGCCGCAGUAUGUGGACGCGGUCAGCUCUCCGGGAACCGCCCCCGAGACCGCCCAGCCGGCCCCGCCCCCUGUAGAAGCCCCGCCCACCGAGACCAAAGCUCCAGAGGAAGAGAUAGACGUGACGGAUGAUGACAUCACUGCAGGCUGUCUGUCGAACCUGCCGCCGAACGCGAAGAUCUGUAACUCGUACGAGGAGCGGAGGAAGCAGGCGACGGCCAUCGUUCUGCUGGGAGUGAUCGGAGCCGAGUUCGGUGCAGAGAUUGAACCUCCCAAACUACCUUCCCGCGCUCGCACCAGCACUCAGGCUCCCGACGGAUUCGGUCUGACCACUGGAGGAUCCAACUACUCGCUGGCCCGACACACCUGUAAAGCCCUGACGUUCCUCCUCCUCCAGCCGCCCAGUCCCAAGCUGCCGGCCCACAGCACCAUCCGGCGCACAGCCAUCGAUCUGAUCGGCCGAGGCUUCACGGUGUGGGAGCCAUAUAUGGACGUGUCGGCGGUUCUCAUGGGUCUGCUGGAGCUCUGCGCCGACGCCGAGAAGCAGCUGUCCAAGUGAG